AUGGCGAAACGCUCCCGGAGCCACUCUUGCUCUUUAUCAGAGUUAGAAUCACAGGGAAACUCUCCAGACGACCCAGAAACCACAGCGCCACCCUUGCAAAGGACAACUGUAGCGAGUGACUCCAACCCCGUCGCUGAGGUCAUGCAUUGUGCGUUACCGCCACAUCGAGAAACUCUCGCUUUUGCUUCCUACGAGGAUUAUGAGGUCCAUUACCUUCAAGCGCAUGUCAAUCGUUGUUCUCAGUGCAGCAAGAACUUUCCUACUGCACAUUUCCUAAAUCUUCAUAUUGAAGAGAACCAUGAUCCUCUUGCGGCCGCUCGCAGGGAACGCGGUGACAAAACUAGCUACAAUUUUUAUAUUAUCAAUGACGGACUUGAUAAGCAGACUUCAUUGCUAAAAUCAAUGAAUAGCGACCGCACCCGCAGGCGCAUCUCCAGAACGUCAAUCUCAUCUGUUAACGAGGGGAGACUUCGUCGACGCAGCUCGGUAUCGCAAGCAAAUCCUCCUGCCGCUUCCAAUGAUGUGCAGGAAACACAGCCCAAGCCUAAAGCCACGGAUGAUAUGGAGAUUGAUAGUCUGGAGCGAUCCAUGUCAGCGCUUCGCUUUUUGCCGGCCAGUGUGACAAAGAACUGGACAAAAGCAUCCCAUUCUAAUUCCUGA
Molecule: messenger RNA, 660 nt
Organism: Penicillium angulare
Lineage: Eukaryota; Fungi; Ascomycota; Eurotiomycetes; Eurotiales; Aspergillaceae
Exons: 2
Coding region: 1-660 (219 amino acids)
Source: RefSeq, a predicted model, not a curated record